CCAUCCGUCGACCACCUACACACUCGCACGCACACACACACACACACGCUCUUGUCAGUCGCCAUUUUCCUCGCGCGUACAUUGCUCGGACGUGCGUGCGACAUAUUUUUUUUGUACCAUAAACAAUAACAAACAAAAUGGCGUCGCCGGCAGAUUACAUGAAAACGGAAGACGAUGAGGACAAUGUGAAACUGGUGGAGCAUAUACCUGUGGAGAUGCCUUGUGAGAUAGUUGAGACUACCGUGGUGGAUCAGAACGGUCGCCAGAUAAUCAUGGCGCCGGUGCAAGGGCUGACGAAGAACGACAACAAUACUAUGAUGCUACAGGCAACGGCCCAUCACCACCAUCAGGAUAUUGAAGACGGUCCACUCACCUAUGUAUACGAGAGCGUAGUACCCCAAGAGCUGUAUGCAGAACCCGAAAGUCCUGGACCGUCCAGGUUCAAAAAAGAAAAUGCUGAAGACCAUUUUUUAAUGCAUACAGUUCCAUCACCACCUGAUCCAAUACCACUUGGUCGGCCAAGAAAAUGGGAACAAAAGCAAGUACAAAUCAGAACAUUAGAAGGAGAAUUUUCAGUAACUAUGUGGGCCUCUGGAACAGAUGAUGAUGUAAGUAAUCCUGAACCUGAACCAGACCCCGAUUAUGAAGAAUAUAUGACUGAGCAGACUAUUUCUGAAGAAAUACCCCAAAUUAAUCUUAGUGAUCCUAAACAACUUGCUGACUUUGCAAGGUAUUUAGAACCAGGUCAUAAGUCAAAAGUAAAAAAAUCCUUUGGUUCUGAAGUAAUAGACCGUACUAUUGCUUGUCCUAAUAAAAACUGCUCAAAAAUGUUUCGUGACAACUCAGCAAUGCGAAAACAUUUGCAUACUCAUGGACCACGUGUUCAUGUAUGUGCAGAAUGCGGUAAAGCGUUUGUUGAGAGCUCAAAACUAAAACGUCAUCAAUUAGUACAUACUGGAGAAAAGCCUUUCCAGUGUACAUUUGAAGGAUGUGGUAAACGAUUUUCAUUGGACUUCAAUCUUAGAACACAUGUGAGGAUACAUACAGGUGACCGACCAUAUGUAUGUCCAUUUGAUGCGUGCAAUAAAAAGUUUGCCCAAUCAACUAAUUUGAAAUCUCACAUCUUAACUCAUGCUAAAGCAAACAGGCAUAUGUCACGACCAAGACCUAGUUCAAACCGAUCAAUAAACCAGGUACAAGAUGAUCUAAACCAGCAGUAUGUUAAUGUUGAUAUACCUGAAGUUGAUCAUCAACAUUUUAUUGUUUAUGCCGAAUAAACAUAAAAUAAGCAUUUAAGACAGAGUAAUAUGUUGUUAUGAAUACAUAACAACAUGACUGAAAUCAAAACUUACUCUAAGCAAAUUUAGUUGCUGAAUUUUGUACAUAUCUACUUUUAGUAUAAGUAAACUUAGACUUACCACCUAAAUUACUUUUAUGUUAAAACAUCUUUGAGAUAAAUUAUUUGCUGUUUAAAAUUCUUUUUUUAUUUUGUAAAC
Molecule: messenger RNA, 1496 nt
Organism: Sipha flava (yellow sugarcane aphid)
Lineage: Eukaryota; Metazoa; Arthropoda; Insecta; Hemiptera; Aphididae
Product: transcriptional repressor protein YY1-like
Exons: 7
Coding region: 138-1277 (379 amino acids)
Biological process (GO): regulation of transcription by RNA polymerase II
Cellular component (GO): transcription regulator complex; PcG protein complex
Molecular function (GO): RNA polymerase II cis-regulatory region sequence-specific DNA binding; DNA-binding transcription factor activity, RNA polymerase II-specific
Source: RefSeq, a predicted model, not a curated record